ACUAUGAGUAAGAAUAUUGCUGCUGGAACAAAGGCAUCAAGGUACGCUCCAACAACUACAGAAGAAUAUCUCCCAAUGGAAGUUCCCGAUCAUAUUUAUGUGGCUGGUGUGGAGCGUAAACCUGGUCAGAAGGAUAUUCGUCCUCAAAUGGUCGUUCCCAGUCGAAUAACAGUUGAAGGUGGUGAUAAGACUGCAGCUGCCAAAGCACAACCGACAGAAGUGAUUCGAGAACGUCAAGCUAUGAUGUCAAAUGCCUCGGAGGAUCUUAGUGUCAAUGGGAUACCGCCUACCUUGACAGCCAACGAGCUUCCAACUGGUGAUUUCCAACGAACACCAGUCAAUAUUGCAUUAAGUUGUGAUACAGACAAUCCGACAUCAAUUGCCGUUGAAAAGAAUCCACUAGAAGAAAUCAAACAAUUGAGGCGUCGAAUUAAUAUUCUAAUUAGGAAGGUAGAUGGUCUGGAAAUGGAUAUUCGAGAAUACAAAUACGAUCGACCAUAUAUAAUUGCAGCUGGAUUCAUUUUGACAGGACUCGUGGUUAUUUUUAUAUCUUAUUAA
Messenger RNA from Meloidogyne enterolobii, 558 nucleotides. Lineage: Eukaryota; Metazoa; Nematoda; Chromadorea; Rhabditida; Meloidogynidae. The record is from the annotation of a GenBank genome assembly.